This is a messenger RNA of Venturia canescens, 2636 nucleotides long. RefSeq names its product Tumor necrosis factor alpha-induced protein 8-like protein sigmar (gene sigmar). The coding region runs from base 536 to 1168 and encodes 210 amino acids. The transcript is spliced from 5 exons. Gene Ontology annotation, biological process: regulation of apoptotic process. Gene Ontology annotation, cellular component: cytoplasm. The record is from RefSeq and is a predicted model, not a curated record. Lineage: Eukaryota; Metazoa; Arthropoda; Insecta; Hymenoptera; Ichneumonidae.
GCUCAGCGGAUAGCGGAUCACAACACAGACGACGUUCGACCGCUCAAAACUACGGUCCGUUCGCACGAUUUAUAUUCUAAAAAGAAUUAAUCUCUACGAAAUUGCACACGCGAUUCACACUGUGCAAAAGCGCAAACAAAAAAGAGUGAAGUUUCCUCCAUAUUUAUUGACGCAAGUGUUUGUGUGUGUGUGUGUUCUACCAUUUUUUUCGACUUAUUUAAUUUGCUGUGACUACUAGCAUGACAGAGAGUCGUUGUGCGCGAUAAACGAGCCACGCUUUUCUACGAUAGAAAUCGAAAGCUUAACUCUUCUGGACGGGAGUCGCUAUUGCGGCCCCAAAAAACAUUCGAGGUGGCGUGGGGUACGGCUGUGAUGGAGCUGCAGAGCUGGUUGCUCUAUCAUCUUGUGGCUGUGACCGACUGCAGUCAAGCUUGACUGAUUUUCGUUUGGUAUUCCUGGACCCAGCACACACGCCUUUGUUUAAUUUCUCAUUUCGUUAUCGCACACUCACAGAGCAGGAAACAGCGGUUUACCCAUGUUCGAUGUGAUGCAGUCCACGGCUGCAGGGGGCGGCGUAUUUCCGGCCGGAAGCACCGGAAGUCGCGCUCGAGACUUGGGUCUACGAGCUCAAAAAAAAUUGUUGGGUCGCGUCGUUUCUACGGGAGCAGGACGAUCGCUUUUCAUCGAUGAUGCCACCACUUCGCUUCUCGAUAAUCUUUUCAAGCUCAUGGAACGAGCGGCGAAAAGUAAUCCAACGCUCGCAAAAAAACAGCCGGAAAAAGUUCUCAAGAACAUCGUCAAACUUUCCAUCAAGAUUGGACUUUUGCAACGUAACCAACAAUUGACAGCAGCAGAUGAGCCGAGAAUAAUUGAAAUACGAGCAUCGCUGAGGGCCGCCGCGAUGGCAGUGGUCUCGUUUUACGAGCUCGAAUUCAGUUUUGAUAAGAUCUAUUUGACCAGAUCUCUGGAACGUUGUCGCAGCGCUAUACUUUCGCUGAUAAGGCACCAUUUGACUGACAAGUCGCAAGAUCGCUGCGAUCAAGUCUUCGAUUUUAUAACGAAUCCAGAAUUUUUGGACUGCAUAUUUAGACAAGAUUCCGAGCAUCGUGCUAAUCUUGGGCUUCUAGUCACCGAUAUAAACAAGGCUCUCGACGCGGGACAUCUCUGAAUUUCGCGUCAGAGCCAUCUUCGUUUUCGCUGAAAUCACAAUUGCUCAUCCAAUACGAGCGUCGCUCGUCAAGAGGCAAUAAUUUUAGAAUUAACGAUAACAAUCAUGUUCCCUCUCGCCUCUCAUGCCAUUUUACUUCUAUUUUCUCUCUGCGCGUUGUUAGUGAAACCUCUGCAGAAGGUACCACACACAACAAUUCCUUCUUUUCUCUUACACCCUUUUCUCUUCGCUUCCCUUCAAAAUUGUAUUUGUAAGUCUCGUUUAUUACUGCUCUCUCUCUCGAAUCGGGCUGUGCCCACUCGCUCAGGCAAUAAAUAUUCGACUUUAAUACUCCAUUUGACAUGAGCUUGACAGCGUUCAAAGACGGGAUUGAUUUUGAGCAUGAUUUUUCCCGAAAAUCAUAAAUAAAUCAAUGUAUUCGCUUGGAAUCCAAUCGUUCAAAUUUAGAGGCCUUAUAAACCCACGAGUGAGCCUCUUCUCUUUCGAGAUUCAUGCUCGCAGUUAUCCAGAGUAUUUCUCAAAAAAUACCCGAAUCGCUUGCAGUUGUGAGAAGCUAAUCGAAAUUGUCAGUUACCAUAAUCGACUCUUCCACUUGUCAUCCCAACGGGACCAAAUCCGUUCCCUUGUGUCGAAUUCUCCUUUCGUCCAUGUUUCAACGCUGUCAAGACAAAGCACAAACAUUAUUGCACGGGAUGGGAGGGGAUGCGUAACAAACAAGUAAAUGGGUGAGAACGUUGACAAACAAAAUCAGAUGAAAUUGACAAAAAGGAAUGGUUGACACAUAGGAACGUGGCAGAUGUACGUUAAAUGGGACAUCAAAUAGUUCGAGCAUCAAAAUUUCAGUCUCGCAGAAUGAAAAGAAUUGAGAUGCCUAAAAAAACAAAGCGAUUAUUGACAGCUUUAGGAUCUAUUUUUCUCUAAAAAAUCGACUCGGCAUCGAGAUUGUCAAUGAGAAUCGGAGCAACCCGGAGCUACCAAUAUCGAUAUGUAUAGUUUUAGCAAUAUUGAUAUUUAUUAACAAAACAUGACGGAAACCAAAAAAUAAGACAAAAAAAACAUUUGCCACAGAUUCGUUUGUACGAUACGAGAUGUAAGCUCCGUACAGGCGAUCUGUGAUAUUAAUCGAAACCAAAAAAAAGAGCAAAAACAAAAAAGCAAAUCGUUGUUAAAAAAAAGAAAGCUCGGUACGUCUAAUCACCAAAAAUCACUGUAUGCAUGUAAAUACACGUUAAAAAGAACGGAACGAAAACAAAAAACCAUAUAGCAAUUGUUUUCGUCUAUCGAGUUAGACUCAAAGAUAUUUUAAUUCCUCACUUCGGAAGCCAUUUUUUUCUAUAACGGUCAAUUUUUUUGUACACGUUAUAUAUACAAAUACCUUUACACUGUAUUGAAAAAUAGUAAUAAUGAUAAUUGAAUGUGAUGUACGAUCAUAUCGAUAUACAAAUAAAUUAUUUAUAAACGAAAUGAA